AUGUCUCCUGGAAAUGGUUCUUUUGUGACUGAAUUCAUUCUGUUGAGUUUAACAGACCAACCAGAUCUUCAACUUCCUUUGUUCUUCCUGUUUCUAGUAAUGUAUAUAGUCACUGUGCUGGGAAAUUUGGGAUUGAUAAUCCUAAUUGUGCUAAAUUCACACCUACACACCCCUAUGUACUUUUUCCUCUUUAAUUUCUCCUUUGUAGACUUCUGUUCUUCUUCAGUAUUUACACCAAAAAUGCUAGUGGAUUUCUUAUCAAAGAAUAAUAUUAUUUUGUACAUGGAGUGCAUGACACAGCUUUAUUUUUUCUGUUUUUUUGCUAUUUCUGAAUGCUAUGUGCUGACAUCCAUGGCCUAUGAUCGCUAUGUGGCCAUAUGUAACCCACUGUUAUAUAACAUUGCUAUGUCCCCUAAAGUGUGUUCCAGCCUUAUACUUGGUUCCUACUUGAUGGCAUUUUCUGGUGCUAUGGCUCACACUGGAUGCAUGCUGAGACUGACCUUCUGUGAUGCAAACAUAAUCAACCAUUAUUUCUGUGACAUCCUUCCUCUGCUCCAGCUCUCCUGCACAAGUACUUAUGUCAACAAGAUGGUAGUUUUCAUUGUGUCAGGCAUCAGUGUCGUUGUGCCCAGUCUCACUAUCUCUGUCACUUAUGGUUUCAUCCUUUCCAACAUACUCCGCAUCAGUUCCACGGGAGGCAGGUCCAAGGCCUUCAGCACCUGCAGUUCUCACAUAAUUGCUGUUUCUAUGUUCUUUGGAUCAGGGGCAUUUAUGUAUCUCAAUCCAUCGUCUUCUGGGUCUAUGGACCAGGGAAAGAUCUCUUCUGUCUUUUAUACCAAUGUGGUUCCCAUGAUGAACCCCUUCAUCUACAGUUUGAGGAACAAAGAUGUUAAACUUGCCUUGAGAAAAAUCCUGAGGAGGAGAAAGUUUUGA
Molecule: messenger RNA, 933 nt
Organism: Sus scrofa (pig)
Lineage: Eukaryota; Metazoa; Chordata; Mammalia; Artiodactyla; Suidae
Source: RefSeq, a predicted model, not a curated record